Molecule: messenger RNA, 1464 nt
Organism: Podospora bellae-mahoneyi
Lineage: Eukaryota; Fungi; Ascomycota; Sordariomycetes; Sordariales; Podosporaceae
Exons: 2
Coding region: 154-1263 (369 amino acids)
Biological process (GO): biosynthetic process; mitochondrial respiratory chain complex I assembly
Cellular component (GO): mitochondrion
Source: RefSeq, a predicted model, not a curated record
UUGCAAUUGACGAAAAUGGCCAUCGCUUUGAUCCCCAAGGUACACAGUAUGUUUGCUGUUCCUCACCCAAAACGCCGCAACAGAAUGGAAAGGGUUUUGACUUUGACUUGCAGGAUGGAGCCACUGCGCUAGGGCGCCUCACAAACACUAUCUAUGUAUCGGUCGAUUCGAACUGCUGGCCAUGGCCUGAAGUGGAUGGCCCCCCGAUGGGUUCGAGAAUGCCGUCGCGGCAUUGUCACAGAUGCCGAUGUGACUCAGUCCCGCGACUACUGUCUAAACCAGCUCAAACAUAGCGAUUAUGAGACCUACUUGAUACGGCAGUUUGUUCCGCGGUCAGCAAACGAUGCAUACCAUGCGCUCCGGACACUCAAUCUCGAGCUUGCUCGGCUUCCCGAAACCGUCUCCAACCCCACCAUCGGCCGACUGCGCAUCCAGUUCUGGCGUGACACAAUCGAGAGGGUCUUUGCUGGAAGCCCGCCUCGAGAACCUAUCGCCAUCUUGUUGCACAGUGCUAUUGCGCAAUUGAAGUCCAGGGCUGGGGAUGGAAGUGCCAGCUCUCUCAAAUUCUGGCUGCUGAGGUUUCUCAAAACAAGGGAACGGCACAUGGAGAACAGGCCCUUCGUCAGUUUGGCCGCUCUGGAGGACUAUUCCGAGAAUACCUACGCGACCUUGAUGUACAUGACGCUGGCUUUCAUGCCCAUGCGGUCUGUCCACAUGGAUCACCUCGCCAGCCAUAUUGGCAAAGCUUGCGGUAUUGUCGCGACACUACGGGGAAUUCCAGUGCUCGCGGCACCUUCAACGCCCAUCCAGGGUCCCUCAGGGGCCAAUCUCGGGAGCACCCGAAGCCCGGCGCUUCUGCUUCCCCUGGAUGUCAUGGCGGAUGCAGGCUUGAAAGAGGAAGAUGUCUUUCGAAUGGGUCCUAACGCUGAGGGACUUCAGGAUGCUGUUUUCCACGUCGCCACGCGUGCCAAUGAUCAUCUUAUUACAGCCCGGGAGAUGCUCAAGAACCUGAGGUUGGGAAAAGGGCCUGAUCACGACUAUGAACACGAAGGCGAAGCCGAACAUGUGUAUUCAUCUGCUGCACACAACGUCGAGACUGCUGGUUCCGAUAUCAAGCGUGGCUUUGGUGUGUUGCUGGAGGCUGUUGCAGCCGGGGAUUAUCUGAAGCGUUUGGAAAACGCCAACUUUGACCCCUUCAAGGUAAAGAAAAGUUGGAAGCUUCCCUGGUCAUUAUGGCAGGCGCUUAGGCAUGAGCAAAUUUGAUGAUCUGUCACGAGCAGUUGUGUAGAUGAUGCCAGAGAUCUCUGUUUGCCUUGAAUCCAAAUGAACCCAAUUGUUCUACAUUAGAGCCAAACCAGGGGCGCCGGUGUUCAUGAAGCAUUCGUUUUUUAUUUUGGUUUGAUGAGUGCUGGACCAUCACGGUGUUGUCUCAGGCUCUGGAGAAAUCUAGUAUUACCAGCCUCA